UGGGAGCUUUGGAAUCCCCUUUGGGUUUAGUGAUUGGUGCCUCUAACGAGCAGUAUGGAGGAGCGGCAAACCAAGGCCAGCGGGCUGAGCUGGGCAAGGAGAAUGGGGUCCCUGAUCCUGCACAUUGUGCUGAUGGGUGCCCAGCAGAGCGAGGCAAACGGAGUCUGCGGGAAGCCUCAGUUGAACCUGAACCGGCUUGUGAAGGGGCAGGACACGGUGCCGGGAGAGUUCCCCUGGCAGGCCAGCAUCCAGUGGAAAGGAGUUCACAUGUGCGGGGGGUCCCUGAUCAACAACGAAUGGGUGGUGACGGCCGCUCAUUGCUUCUACCAGGUCCGGAACCUGACCCAGUACCGGGUGGUGCUGGGGGCCCAUCAACUGCUGAAGCCAAGCCCCAACGCGUGCGCCUGCCCGGUCCAGCGCAUCAUUGCCAACCCCCGCUAUGCCGGGCAGACCACGAGCGGAGACAUCGCCCUGAUCCAGCUGGCCAGGCCGGUGAAUUUCACUGACUACAUCCUGCCCAUCUGCCUCCCAGAUGUCUCCGUCAACUUCCCCCCAGGCAAAGUCUGCUGGGUGACCGGCUGGGGCCACGUGCGCUCCUGGGUGGACCUGCCCUCCCCGCAGACCCUGCAGAAGCUGCAAGUCCCCAUCAUCGACUCCAAGACGUGCAGGAACCUGUACCUCACCAACAUGCACAACAGGCCACCGAACAGGAAUAUCCAGGAUGACAUGAUCUGUGCCGGUUACGCCGAGGGCAUGAGGGAUGCCUGCAAUGGUGACUCUGGUGGCCCUAUGGCGUGCAUUGUGGGUGAUGUCUGGGUGCUGGCCGGAAUUGUCAGCUGGGGCGAAGGCUGCGCCAUCAAAAACCGCCCUGGAGUGUACAGUCGCCUCACCUCCUACCAAAGCUGGAUCCGGGAAUAUAUCCCCAGUCUAGAGUUCGUCAAGGAGCCCAAAGGCCGGGAAUCCCGUGCUGUGGCAGGCAUCAAGGGGCAAAAGCACCCUGGCGCUGGCUGGCCCAGCCAGGCUGCCUCUGUCGUUGCCAGCACCCUGCUGCUCUUUGCCUGCCUUCUGCAUCUGAUUUAAAACCAAGGUGGGUGGACAGAGGAAAAGAGAGAAUUCCCCCACUCUUCUGUCAAGCUACAAGGAAAAGGAAGAAGGAAUCUAUAUCUCUGGUCCAGUCUCCCCAGUGUUGGCUACCUAAAGGCCCUGGGUUUUAGCAUUUGGGAAAAUAUUUUAAACAUUUAAAAACUAAGGAAAUUCCCAGACAAAAAACUUUGUGAAACACUAUAAAUGUGUGUACAUUCCUCUGCAACUACAGCAAGGGUGCCAUAGUCACGAGGGGAUCAACCAGUUGUUCUGGGUCUCUAUCUUCGUGUAUAUAUUUAGGACUAGGGAGUUUAAGAUGGAACAAAACAACUUUUGCUGAUCAUUUCAUAAAUACGUGGGGCCCGGCAAUCAGCAUCUGUUUUUGCAAGGCGGGUGAGAUAACUUCGGAGGUUUUGGCUGAGGGUGAAGCUAAUCAAAAAUGUUUUGAAUGUUGCUAAUUUGACAACAACAUGUCAACAUUUCAGAUUUUGACCAGGAAACGAUUGAUAAGUAUUAAUGCCAUCGGACAAGGCCCGGGGAAGACCUCAUCUGGACUCCUGUGCUCAGUUCUGGGCACCCGAGUUAAAGAAAGUGGGACUCAGAGUUGGAUAGGUGCAGAAAAGGUCUUCAAAGACGAUCAGGGGAUUGGGAAGCCGAUCUUCUUAGAAGAGACUCAGAGAGAUUAGCUUUUUUCACCUAAAAAAACAAAGACUGAGAGGGGAACUGAGUUUGUAAAUGUAGAAAAUUUGAAAAUUGCAAAUUUAGAUGAGGAAAAUAAUAGGAAAAAUACUGACAUAAAUAAAUAAAAAUGUUUUCAAUUCUCCUCUUCCACCACCACCGUCUUUUGAGCAGCCAUCUGGGUUACAAACCAUAAGAAUAGGCAUUUUGUUUCCUGUUAUGGCCAAUUUGAAGUGGAAGUCUCUUUCCCUGGGUUGAAUGACCCCCUAUAUAAAUUUGAGAGGAUAUUUGUUGGAUUAUAUUUACAAUGGAUUAAUUGAUGGCAUUUCUCACAUGAACUAGAUCUAAAAAUCAUAAAACACAGAUAUUUAAGUACUGAGAUAAUCUGUGUAGCUUUAUGGUGUUUCCACUGCAAACUGUGAAUGCUCUAGAGCUCAUAUGUUUUGAUAUAAAGGAGUAGUCCGGUAGCUGGACACAACAUUGAUGGAUAAAUAGAGGUGUGUUGAUAAACAUGCCAGAAUUACGGGUAUUUGUGGAAAUGGUUUGAGUUUCCCAGUAUUUCAAACAUUUAACUUUAUUGUGAUUUUAAAUAUUUCAGGCUUUGCAGAUGUUUUGUAAGUGAAUUGGUUACGGCUUUAACAAAGUUUUUUGUCUGGGAAUUUCCUUAGUUUUUGUAAUCUACAAAAACUUGAUGUCGUUGGUUAUUAUUUUUCUUCUGAUCGAGCGUCUGUUUCGCUAUCAGAGAUGCAGUAGCUUGUUUCACUCACACACAAGAUAAUGCAGCAUUCCCAUAUAUUGCCACUGGAGCGUAUGACUUCUUUGGUCAAGAGAUGGUUAGCAGAUGGAGGCUGCAAACUCCACCGACUGUGCCAGUGGGGAAACGUAACCUUCUCAACCGCUGUUAAUAGACUCCUUCGACCUAGCUGCUUAGACAGGGCAUCGUGACUCUGCCGGCAGAAUUGCUGGGACCCUUGGGCCAGAGAGAUUAGUCUCAGGGAGUUUGCAUUCUUAAAUGAAGUUUAUAAACUCUGCGUCCUUGGGUUGACAUUCUCAGAAGGUUCCAAACGUGGCAGGCGAUAACAGGGACAAAUGAGUCUCCCCUCAGUGAGUGCCAAUCCAGAUUCUUCUCACCACUUGUUUAACGAAGGCCCAGAUCCUCCAGGGAGCUGAAUUUCACUGGGAGCUAGGCACCUAGAUACCUUUUCAGGAUCUGGGCCGAGAAGUGUGAGCUGAACACCAGAGAAGCCAAUGGCUCCUUACCGUUGAUUGGGUCUCCAGCUCCACUAAGGGGUGGACAACGGAAUUGUCUCAGUCUGCAGCAAGGGUUGGAUAUCAGGAAAAACUUUCCAGAUCUAAGGCUAGUUCAGGGCCAGGACGGGCUCCCUGGGGAGGUGGUGGAGGCCCCAUCGCUGGAGGUUUUUAAGAACAGGUUGGGCAAACACCUCUCAGGGAGGGUCUAGGUUGACUUGGCCCUGCCUCAGCGUGGUGGGACUGUACGAGACGACCUCUUGCGACCCCCGUCCCGCCCGCCGCUUCUGUGAUAGGCACCUCCCGCCAAGUGAAUUGUUCGUAGAGAGGAGCUGGGUUGUUUCUCCACCCUGGGAGUCCACCUCCGAGCCACCAGCCGCGGCUUGCAGGCCUUUUAUGUUGUUUAAUGUGUCCAACGUGCAUUCUGGAUACGCUCAGGC
Messenger RNA from Malaclemys terrapin pileata, 3449 nucleotides. Its product is annotated as serine protease 27-like. Gene Ontology annotation, biological process: proteolysis. Gene Ontology annotation, molecular function: serine-type endopeptidase activity. The coding region runs from base 55 to 1080 and encodes 341 amino acids. Lineage: Eukaryota; Metazoa; Chordata; Testudines; Emydidae. The record is from RefSeq and is a predicted model, not a curated record. The transcript is spliced from 6 exons.